This is a messenger RNA of Drosophila hydei, 1732 nucleotides long. It is a transcript of the gene Pdss2, whose product is annotated as decaprenyl-diphosphate synthase subunit 2. Gene Ontology annotation, cellular component: transferase complex; mitochondrion. The record is from RefSeq and is a predicted model, not a curated record. The transcript has 3 exons. Gene Ontology annotation, molecular function: prenyltransferase activity. Gene Ontology annotation, biological process: ubiquinone biosynthetic process; isoprenoid biosynthetic process. The coding region runs from base 372 to 1709 and encodes 445 amino acids. NCBI's taxonomy places the organism in Eukaryota, Metazoa, Arthropoda, Insecta, Diptera, Drosophilidae.
UACAAUGGUAAACAGCUGAUUGACUGCUGGAAUGCAAUAAAACGCAAAACAAAUGAAAGAAACAAAUAAAUGUUGCGAGGGGUGGCGGUGGCAGCAGGUGUGUUCAUGCCAACAAAAACCUGUUUUCGAGUCAAGAGCAAACAAACAAAACAGCAUACCGCGUUGCAAACUGUAAAAGUGUGCCGUCAACGAAGAAGCAGCACCAGCAGAAGCAGAAGCAGCGCAGCCAACGUCAAGCUCGAGCAGCGACUGUGAUUUCACUUUUCAACAGUUGCCAGCAGAGAGCAGCAAACGAGCGCACGGAUCAGCAGAAGCCAGCAUUUAAUAGUUAAAUUGUGCAAUAAAUUGUAUUAAAUAUUACAGCUUCAAAGAUGAACAGAGUGGGUGCAGUGAUUAUGCAACAAAUACUGCGGCAAAGGAUGCAGCCAAGGCAGCUGCAGCUGUGCCUUGAUCAGGUCUCACCUGUUGAGCUGCCACACCUGUCAACUUUCACUCAAUUACGAUGCACGUCAACGUCGACGGCGAGCAACAAACAGGUGACACCACCACCUCGUCACGACUGGAAUCGCGCUGUUAGCGAAGCGGAAAGGAUCGUUGGUUAUCCCACAUCCUUUUUAAGCCUGCGCUGGCUGCUGAGCGAUGAAAUUGCAAAUGUGGCGCUACAUCUGCGCAAACUGGUGGGCAGCACGCAUCCGCUAAUGAAGACGGCCAAGCACCUCCUGUACAAUGGCAAGAAUACUAUGCAAGCUUGGGGUCUCAUUGUUCUGCUUGUAUCCAAGGCUGCUGGACAUGCGCCAAGCAUACCCGAUGUGGAGCAGGAUAAGAGCGCCGGGGUGCUCCAUUCACAACGUGCACUAGCAGAGGUCACGGAAAUGAUACGCAUCUCACAUUUGGUCCACAAUAGCGUUGUCAAUUUGCAAAGUGGCACUGAGGCUGGCCAGGAUGCCACCACCUACGAUGACAUGUCCUUUGGCAAUAAAAUAGGCUUGCUCACCGGCGACUAUUUGCUUGGCCACUCCAGUGCGGAGCUUGCGAAUCUCCGUAAUCAGGAAGUUGUGGAGCUCAUUUCGUCCGCUGUGCGAGACUUUUCUGAAUCGGAAUUUAUUGGUGAGCGUGACGAGCAGAACAAUCCACUGCCCUUCAAGCCAGGCACAUUCCAACGCCCUUCGCUUAGCGUCGGUGUCGACUUCAACGAGCACGACGUCAUGACGCCCAUGCCCAUUGGCCAGGUGAUGGGAAAUCCGGAGCAGGAGUGGGAAUGUCGGAAUAUCUUGAAUGCCGGCAGCCUGCUGGGCAAAUCCUGUCAGGCAUCCCUUAAGCUGGCCGGCCAGAGCGAACAGAUGCAAAGGCACGCCUAUCGCUUUGGCAAGCAUUUGGCGUUGGCCUGGCAGGCCUGCCUCGAUGCCGAGAGCUUUCAGUGUCCCACAUUGCCGCUCGAUGCUACCUUCAGUCUGGUCAGUGCGCCAGUGCUCUUCCAUUUGGAACACGAUCCCAGUCUCUACAAGCUGCUCGAGCCGGGCAAGAAGUCCGUCGACCUCAUCGACUACAACCAAAUACACAAGGCAAUCGUUGCGGGUCCAGCACUGGCGAAGACCAAGGAACUGCAGCGAAAGCACACAGCGGCCGCCUUAAGUGUCCUGCAACAUUUUCCUGCUACCGACGCGCGCCAGGCGCUCGAAAACAUCAUCCUGGCCAUGCAGGACUUGUGAUCGACGACCGAAACGGCGACUCA